AUGGAUACAACUCCAGAUGGCAGCAAGCCUCAACCCUCAAUCAAUAUCAGCUCCCUCCAAGAUGGGCUCGGAGUCUUCACAUCCAGUAAUAGCAACACCGAACCGAACACUCCACGCAACGAACCUACAACACAGCCAGUGACACCAGAAACAAAACCCAUAAAAUUCAAACUAGUCACUUGGACCUCCGAGAAUGACCCGGAAAACCCUCAAAACUGGCCUCGAAGCACGAAACUCCUCCGCUCCACCGCCCCGCUCUCCAUAAUCUUCUCCAUAGCAUUUGCCUCCUCAAUCUUCGGCGCAGCAGCAAAUAAAACAGCAACAGAAUAUGGCGUCUCAACCGAAGUAAUGAGUCUAGGUGUUUCGCUCUUCAUCGCCGGUUUCGCGCUAGGACCUUUACUAUGGGCUCCACUUGCCGAAGUAAUCGGUAACGCUCCCAUUCUCACAAUAGCCCUAACAGGGUGUGCGAUAUUCCAGAUUCCACUAGCCCUAGCACAGAACGUACCUACUAUCCUUGUAUCCCGGUUUCUUGCCGGGUUAGCAGGUGCAGGAGGGUUGGCUGUUGGAUCUGGGGUAUUAGCCGAUAUAUUCGGGCCUAUUACACGAGGAAUCGCAGUGGGGACAUCAGCUAGUAUCAUGAAUCUGGGCUCAAUUCUUGGUCCGAUUGCUGGGGCUUAUUUAGUACCCAAAGAAGAGAAUGGGUGGCGUUGGACAGGAUGGUUAACACUGAUAAUGUGUAGCGGAGCGGGGCUUAUUUCGAUAUUCUUUUUACGAGAGUCUUCGCAUAAUCGGAUCUUAAUGCGCAAGGCUGCGCGAUUGAGAAAGGAGACUGGUGACCAGACUCUGCGUGCACAGGCUGAAAUGGUAUCUUUGAAUCCGCAGGUCCUGCUAAGGAAGUAUGGGAGUAAACCUGUGCGGAUGUUUGUGCGAGAACCGAUUCUGAUUGUUAUGACGGUUUAUUUGACGCUUGUAUAUGGCACGCUAUAUAUUUCGUAUCAGCUUUUCCCGCGUGCCUUUGAGCAGUGUGGGUGGAGUACACCGGUGGCUUAUUUACCAUUUGUCUCGGUGGGAUUGGGGUUGAUGAGUGCUUUGGCGCUGUUCUCUUGGUUUAGCAUGAGAUGGUAUAAGAAGCGUUGGAUUGCUGCUCAAUCGUCUCAGUCAAUGACAGGAUCUCAAGAAAAAGGGCCUUUCGCAACUGGUCAAAGCUUAGCAUCGCGAAUUGCACCAGAAUAUCGAUUGCCACCAAUGAUCCUAGGAGCAGUGCUUCUUCCACCAUCUUUGCUUUGGUUUGGCUGGUCUGGAAAUACGCAUUGGGCUUCACAGGUGAUCUCGUGUUUCUUCAUUGGGAUGUCGUUGCAGAUUAUCUUCAUUUCAGGAAUUGUAUACAUCGUGGAUGUUUACCUUUUGAACACGGUAUCGGCGAUCUCGAUUCAUGUCAUGGUGCGCAGCUUGGUCUCUGCGACAUUUCCGCUGUUCGAGGGUCCAAUGUACGACUCCUUGCAUGUCAAAUAUUCUGCGACCUUGCUAGCGGGUUUAUCCGCAUUGAUUAUGGUCUCGCCGAUCCUGCUGAUAAUCUAUGGUUCUCGCAUUCGAACAUGGAGUCGGUUUUCAAGUUGA
Messenger RNA from Penicillium malachiteum, 1617 nucleotides. RefSeq lists its product as uncharacterized. The record is from RefSeq and is a predicted model, not a curated record. Lineage: Eukaryota; Fungi; Ascomycota; Eurotiomycetes; Eurotiales; Aspergillaceae. The transcript has a single exon. Gene Ontology annotation, molecular function: transmembrane transporter activity. Bases 1 to 1617 code for a protein of 538 amino acids. Gene Ontology annotation, biological process: transmembrane transport.